AUGUUUACGAACAGAGGACGCGGAGGACCCAGCAGGUCAACUCCGGCCAAUGUCCAGUGCCAAAAAUCACGGCACUAUUCAUAUGAAUGCAAGGCAUCAACUCAGGAACGGCCAUAUGUCUCUCGUCCUUCGCGUUCACAACAGCUUCGCAAUCCUAAGCUUGUCCCUAAACUGACGAGUGAUACUCCAAACCCCCUUGAAAAGAAGAAAGGCGUUGCAGAUGAGGAACUUGCCAAAUUAGAGGCCGAACGGGAAAGAAAGCGAGAGCUCGAGGAUCGCGAUGAUGAACUGCUAGAUGCAGGUUCCAGGCGCCGGAGAUCCAUCUCAUCUCACUCAGUCUCAACCAUCUCAACAGAUGCCUCGAGAGAUUCUCGCUCUCCACCACCUAGACGAAGAACUAAAUCUCCAGCCGCCAAGCGUCGAGAUCAUAGCCCCAAGCCUGCCAGCAAUCGCAGUUACAGCGCAGACUCCGCCAGUGAUCGCAGUUACAGCCGAAGCCCGUCACCUCCACGACGACAAAGGCGUUCAGUAUCACGCGAUAGCCGAUCCCCUUCGCGCGAGGGUACUCCAGAGAGUGAUAGGAAUCGAUACGGGCAGCCCUCUCAUGCUCGAAGAGAUGACGUCUCGCCCCCUCGCCAACGGUAUGAUCAGGGGCCUGGGAGGCGUCAUGGCGAACGGCGGGGUGAUUCAAACUCGCGAUCCAGGUCACCGCAGCGAGAUAACCGGCCAUAUAGAAGGCGAGAUGAUGACAACCGACCGCGUGGCGGACGUCGUGGCGGUGGUCAUCCGGGACAAGGGAGAAUGCCUCCUAGAGACGCGCCUCGAGAGCGAAGUCUGAGCCCCUUCAGCAAGCGGUUAGCGUUAACCCAGUCUAUGAACAUGGGAGGAAGAUAG
Trichoderma atroviride IMI 206040 is the source of this 894-nucleotide messenger RNA. RefSeq lists its product as uncharacterized. NCBI's taxonomy places the organism in Eukaryota, Fungi, Ascomycota, Sordariomycetes, Hypocreales, Hypocreaceae. The record is from RefSeq and is a predicted model, not a curated record.